Messenger RNA from Candidula unifasciata, 381 nucleotides. The record is from the annotation of a GenBank genome assembly. NCBI's taxonomy places the organism in Eukaryota, Metazoa, Mollusca, Gastropoda, Stylommatophora, Geomitridae.
AUGUCGUUCAAGGAGUCUGGUUUUAGCAAGGAUAGCUCUCUGAAAACUGCAGCAGAAGAAGCACCAAUCCACAGGAUUCGCAUCACCCUGACCAGCAGGGUUGUGAAAAGUCUGGAGAAAGUGUGCGCAGACCUCAUCAAAGGUGCUAAGGAAAAGAACCUGAAAGUGAAAGGGCCGGUGCGCAUGCCAACUAAAAUUUUGCGUAUUACAACACGCAAAACCCCCUGUGGUGAAGGUUCCAAGACUUGGGAUAGAUACCAGUUAAGAAUCCACAAGCGCAUCAUUGACCUGCACAGUCCCUCUGAGAUUGUGAAGCAGAUCACUUCAAUCAGCAUCGAACCAGGAGUAGAAGUUGAGGUGACUAUUGCUGAUGCAGCAUAA